UGGCAGUGCGCGCGCAGGCGGCCAUCGGCAGACGGGGGUCCGCGUCAGGCAGGCGGAAGCGUCGGCGGAGGAGCCCGCAGCGAGCGUCGCACAGCCCCCCGCAGGAGACGGCGCAGCGGAGGAGCAGAGCAGCGAGCCCCCCGGCGUUCCCCGGCCGAUGUGCGGAGCGCGGUGAGGGCCAUGGGGCCGAGCCAUGGGCGCAGCAGCGGCGGGAGCCGGGCGCCGGGCCCCGGCGGGGCCCCCCCGCUCCGCUUCCCCGGGGCCUCCUCGAACGCCUAAGCGCCGCCAUGUCGCCCGGGCUGGGCCGCGUCUCCCCCGGCCAGCCAUGACCGCCGCCUGCACGAUCCUGCUCCUGGCCCUGCGGCUCGCGCCAGUUUUGGCUUCCGAGGACGAGGAGCGCCUGGUGCGAGAUCUUUUUCGGGACUACAACAAGCUGAUCCGGCCCGUGGAAAUAAUGAACAUGACGGUGGAAGUCCAGUUUGGGUUGUCCUUCAUCCAGCUCAUCAACGUGAACGAAAAGAACCAGAUCAUGACGUCCAACGUAUGGCUCCAGCUGGUGUGGACCGACUACCAGCUCAAGUGGGACGAGGCGGACUACGGGGGAAUCUCGGUGUUGCGGCUGCCUCCGGACAAGGUGUGGAAGCCGGACAUCGUCCUGUUCAACAAUGCGGAUGGCAACUACGAGGUGCGCUACAAGUCGAACGUGCUCAUCUACCCGAGCGGGCAAGUGAUGUGGGUGCCGCCGGCCAUCUACCAGAGCUCGUGCACCAUCGACGUGACGUACUUCCCGUUCGACCAGCAGAAGUGCGUCAUGAAGUUCGGCUCGUGGACGUUCAACGGCGACCAAGUGUCCUUAAAGCUGUAUAACGACAACUACUGGGUGGACCUGUCCGACUACUGGAAGAGCGGCACCUGGGACAUCGUGGAGGUGCCGGCCUUCCUGAACCGGCACAACAACAGCAAGCAGAGCCGCCCGACGGAGACGGACAUCUCCUUCUACAUCACCAUCCGGCGCAAGACGCUCUUCUACACGGUGAACCUGAUCCUUCCGACGGUGCUCAUUUCGUUCCUCUGCAUCCUCGUGUUCUACCUGCCGGCCGAAGCUGGCGAGAAGGUCACCCUGGGCAUCUCCAUCCUGCUGUCGCUGGUCGUCUUCCUGCUCCUCGUGUCCAAGAUCCUGCCGCCGACGUCGCUGGUGCUGCCACUGAUCGCCAAGUACCUGCUGUUCACUUUCCUCAUGAACACCAUGUCCAUCCUGGUGACGGUGAUCAUCAUCAACUGGAACUUCCGGGGGCCCCGCACGCACCGCAUGCCCAACUGGAUCCGCGUCCUCUUCCUCAAGUACCUGCCGGCCAUGCUGCUCAUGAAGCGGCCCAACAAGACGCGGCUCCGCUGGAUGAUGGAGAUGCCCGGCGUGGGCAUGCACCACUACCACCCGCGCCAGCCACCGCCCCCGCCGCCUCCGCCGCCCCCACCGCCGCCCCCGCCGCCGCCGCCGCCCCACCUGCUCCAGCCGCCGCCCCUCAAGCCGCACGCGGCGCCUGCCAAGGCGCACGAGUGCCUCGAGCUUGCUGACGUGCACCAUCCCAACUGCGCGCGCAAGCUCGGGGCGCCGCACCCUCCCCCGUCGCUGGGCCGCAGGGACUCCGAGGCCCCGGACUCGGCCAACGCCGACGUGCUCUACCUCAGCCCGGAGGCGUACCGCGCCACCGAGGCCAUCGAGUUCAUCGCCGAGCACCUGCGCUGCGAGGACGAGUACAUUCAGAUCCGGGAGGACUGGAAGUACGUGGCCAUGGUGAUCGACCGGCUGCAGCUGUACAUCUUCUUCGCCGUCACGACGGCCGGCACGAUCGGCAUUCUGCUGGACGCGCCACACAUCUUCCAGUACGUGGACCAGGACAAGGUCAUCGAGAUCCACCGCGGCAAGCCCACGUGAGGCCCCCAGCGAGUAACCCACAAGCAUCUAUACGUAAACACAGGCCAGUAUACUCAGCUGUACAUACCUAGGUCUAGGCGGACUGCUCUUCCCUCGGGUGCCACCGUCUCGGGGCCAGCGGUGGGGCCCCCCGGGGGCCCCGCCCGGGGCCCCGCCAGCUGCGACUUUCGGGCCACCUCUCAAAGUAUCUGGAAGUUGCCACUGUUUGCUCAAGACUGUGCCCCCUGCCGCCAGCGACAUCCGCGGCCGGGCAUCGGGAACGAGCCGCCGCCGCCGAAGCUGCCGCUCCUGCCCAAGGAGCACGCAUGGGGCUCAUGCAACCACAACUCUUUGUACCGUCGUCGUGAGGCCGCGGCGCGCGCGCGCUGCCCCAGCCGCGGCGCGCCCCGGUUGCCGUGGGGGCGGCCUCCGGAGGCGAGGCCCCCCACCCACCCAGCACGCCGCCCCCCGGCGUGGACGACAGCAAGCUCAACUAGAGUAUGUUUGCAUCCGUUUGGAAGACGAGUAAACAUGUUUGUUCUCUCAGC
Messenger RNA from Ixodes scapularis (black-legged tick), 2463 nucleotides. RefSeq names its product acetylcholine receptor subunit beta-like 1 (gene nAChRbeta1). Lineage: Eukaryota; Metazoa; Arthropoda; Arachnida; Ixodida; Ixodidae. Gene Ontology annotation, biological process: signal transduction; chemical synaptic transmission; nervous system process. Gene Ontology annotation, cellular component: neuron projection; postsynaptic membrane; synapse. Gene Ontology annotation, molecular function: acetylcholine-gated monoatomic cation-selective channel activity; transmembrane signaling receptor activity. The record is from RefSeq and is a predicted model, not a curated record. The transcript has 6 exons. The coding region runs from base 194 to 1936 and encodes 580 amino acids.